This is a messenger RNA of Eucalyptus grandis, 6259 nucleotides long. Its product is annotated as disease resistance protein RPV1-like. The coding region runs from base 768 to 4220 and encodes 1150 amino acids. Gene Ontology annotation, biological process: signal transduction; defense response. The record is from RefSeq and is a predicted model, not a curated record. Gene Ontology annotation, molecular function: ADP binding. NCBI's taxonomy places the organism in Eukaryota, Viridiplantae, Streptophyta, Magnoliopsida, Myrtales, Myrtaceae. The transcript is spliced from 10 exons.
GAAGACGCGAUUGCGGCAUGGGGACGCAACGUGACAGGGACCCUCGGACAAACUUCUCUCUUACUGUCUUGGUCUUCUCUCGUAUUCUCAACCACUUCGCGGGACAAGAUAUAGAAAUUGAAGGGAAAUGAAAUAAAUAAAGGAAAAUCGGACGAGAUGGCGUUAGAAUAAAAACUGGGUUCCAUCCGAAAAUCCAGCAAACUGGUUUCCACCCUCUCUUUCUCUAUCUCUUUCUCUUUCUGCUGCUGCGACUUUACUCGUUGGGUUGAUCAUGCAAGCGGCUCAAGCUCAUCCUCCGCCUUCUGCAACGUCUGCUGAGAUUCCUUCUCAGGAUAUGAUUUGCUGCCCAUUCGGAGGCUUUGAGAAGUUUGCAGAUUGUGGGAAGAUUAGCAGGAACUAUGAUUAUUUUAGAAAUUAUACAACGGCCUCCAAAAGAUGAGAGCUUUACCUCGUGCAUUGUCAACUUUGACAAGCUGGAGUGAUGCUGCAAUGAAUCAUUCUUAUUAAUUAAUUGUAGCACACUGGCCUGCAAUUCUAUGCAUAUUUAGCUAAUUCAGGCUACCAAGUUUAAUGACCUAUAGAGAUUUCCAUUUGUGAGUCAGGCUUCUAAACAUUUUCCAUCUCUGGCUGCCAUUGCUUUUGCUGAUAUGCUGUUUGGUAUUUCUUGAAGAUCAUGUCGAGGGAAAUCGUGCAGAAAAACAACGUACCUGUAAAAAUUGAUGGAAUAGCAGGGAGCGCUUCUUUUACUCACACCAGAAGGUCAAGGAAUGGCUAAUUCAUCAAGAUAUGAAUAUGAAGUAUUCUUGAGCUUCAGAGGAGAAGAUACUCGAACAAGUUUUACUGACUUCCUUUACACUAGUAUGAUAGAUGCGGGAAUCCGUGUCUAUAAGGAUGACAAAGAGCUCCGCAAAGGGGAAAAUUUUGGCCCGAAACUACUCCAAGCAAUUAAUCAAUCGAAGAUCUCAAUACCUAUAUUUUCGAAAGGUUAUGCCUCUAGCGUAUGGUGUCUCAAGGAGCUAGUCCAGAUGGUCGAGUGCCAAAAAACUAGGGGACAAAAGAUUAUGCCCAUUUUUUAUGAUGUAGCACCUUCAGAGGUUCGACACCAAAUUAGAGGUUAUGGAGAGGCCUUUCUUACACAUGAAAACAAGGAGCGAUAUGACGAAGAGACUCUGCGUAAGUGGAAGGCUGCUCUCACCACUGUUGGAGAACUAGAUGGAUGGGACUUGCAAAAAAUGGCCAACAGGAAAGAAGGUGAGAUGGCAAAAACAGUUACCCAGAAGGUUUUCAAUGAAUUGAAAAAGGCUUAUUUGGUGGUAUCAAACAACUUGGUUGGUGUGGACAGUCAUGUGGAUAAAAUCAUGAAAGAGAUGGGUGCUCAUAUAAAUGAAACGCGGAUCAUAGGAAUUCAUGGGAUGGGUGGCAUUGGAAAGACAACAAUUGCCAAAAUCAUAUACAAUGAGCUUUCCAACAAGUACGACAAUUGUUGCUUCCUUUCCAACAUCCACGAAACGUCAAAGCUCAAGGGCAUUGAGUACUUGCAGCAGCAGCUCAUCCAUGACAUCCUUAAGACGAAAUGGGUGAAAAUAACAAAUAUUGACGAAGGGAUUAAGACCAUUAAAGAAAGGUUGCCUGAUAAAAAAGUCCUCCUUCUUCUUGAUGAUGUGGAAGAAAAGGAUCAUAUGGAUGCACUUGUUGGUAAGCGUGAUUGGUUUGGCAAAGGGAGCAAACUUAUUGUUACUACAAGAAGGAAAGAUGUUCUUUGUGUUCCGAAAGUGGAUUGGAGGUAUGAGCUUACGUGCUUGGAUCCGAAUCUAUCUCUUCAACUUUUUAGCAAACAUGCUUUUAGAAGAGAGUCUCCUGAAGACGACUAUAUUAGCCAAUCCGAGAGGGCGAUACGCAUUGCCGGAGGUCUUCCAUUAGCCAUUGAGGUCAUAGGUUCACUUUUAUCCGACAAAAAUAAGGAAAAGUGGGAUGACACAUUGAAGAUGCUAGAAAGUGUUCCUCAUGAUAAAGUUCAAAAUAAGUUGAAAAUAAGUUAUGAUGCAUUAGAUAAUCGGCAGCAGCGUAUAUUCCUUGAUAUAGCUUGUCAUUUCAUUGGAUGUUGCAAGGAUAUUGUGGUUUAUUUCUGGGACGCAUCUAAACUUUUUCCGGAAGCAACCGUGGAAGUUUUGCAAAACAUGUCUUUGAUAAAGAUUGGAGAAGAUAAUAUAUUGUGGAUGCACGAUCAACUCAGAGACCUUGGAAGAGAAAUAGUUCGUCAAGAAAGUGAGAUGAAUAUAGAGAAGCAACGUUGGGUGUGGAAUCCCGAAGAUGGAUUAAAUCUGCUAAGGAUACAUGAGGAAAAGAAAGAAGUUGAAGCUCUUCAUCUCAAGUUUGAUGAUCAGCGUUGUUUUACCUAUAAGGAUUUUAAGGGCCUGCCAAAUCUAACGUUCCUUGAAGUAGACGACUUGAAGAAAAAUUUUCGUGCAGAAAAGAUGCUUCUUGGGCUCAAAUGGCCAUCAUAUGCUCUUCCAACUAAUAUUUUCCAGAGGAAUUCAAAUCUCCUUCCUCGAUUACGAUGGCUUUCUUGGCAUAAUAUUCGCCCGACGUUUAAGAUUGCAAAUUUCUCUGUAGAGAAUUUGAUUAUCCUUGAUCUAUCUCGGAGUGAAAUUACUCAUGAUUGGAAGGGGUGGAGCCACAUGAAGGUGAUUAAGGAUUUGAAAGUUCUGAAUUUGGCCCAUUGCCAACGCUUGAAGACAACCCCCAACUUCUCAGCUCAUUCAAAUUUAGAACAUCUGAUUCUAUCACGCUGUGAAUCAUUAAUCAAAAUUGAUAGAUCAAUUUGUCAGUUGAAACGCUUGGUUUUCUUAGAUGUAAGCGAUUGUUCGAAACUUCAUAGGCUUCCGGAGACAAUUGGGAAUUUGGAAUCGCUGAUUGAGUUGAACAUAAGUUCCACGAGAAUCAAAGAACUACCCGAUUCCAUCGAAAAGUUGAGGAAUUUGAAAAUAGUGAAUAUGCAGUAUAGUGAUAUAAGCAAAAUACACGAUUCCUUUUGGACGAUGGAGAAGCUUGAAAUAAUGAAACUCAUCUGUAGGAUCCGCAGGAUCCAUUACGGGCAUGUGGAAUUUGGUGAUUGCAUCUAUGAGAAUAAAUCCUUGAGGAUCUUGAGAUUGGGAGAGGUGAGAAUACACGCCCUACCAAGGCUUCCUGAAAGUCUCAUUGAAUUAGAACUGAGGGAGUUGAGGGUGGACACGUUUCCAGAUCUCUCAAAUCUCGCUAACUUAAAGGUAUUGGAUUUGGAGUUUGGCCCACCUAAUUGUGAUGGGAAAUCUGAUGGGCUUUUGGAAGAACCGAUACCAUGGUGGAUUGGGAACUUAAGUAAAUUGGAAUCUCUGACACUGCACUUUCCCCGGAUGACCGCCUCAUCGACAGACCUCAGCCUCCCUCCUCAUCCACGUCGCCUCCCGAGGCUUCCCUCAAGUUUAUCCUCCUUAGAUCUCCUUUGUUUCCACUCACUUUGCUCGAUGGAUCUAUCGAAUUUGAGGAAACUAUCGUCUCUCCAGAUUUCGGACUCUGCAGUUGCAGAGAUUGAAGGCCUUGGUUGUUUGGAGAACCUACGAGAGUUGUACCUUUACUGCGUCGAACAGAUGGCGGUGCUACCUGAUCUAAGCAAGUUAAACAAGUUAAGGCGUAUUCAAGUAACCGAUUGUGGUAAUCUGGUUGAGAUUCAAGGUGAACUGCCGCGGUUUUUGGAUGAACUUACAAUUUAUUACUGCGAUUCGUUACAGGAGUUCCCUGAUCUAUUCAGCUUAAUCAGUAAGACAGAUGUUUAUGUGCAUAUUUGCAAUCAGCUGUUUGAAUCAACAGGUGGACAUCGGUUGCUGCUUCGUGGCUUUAAACAGAUGCAGAUCCCUGAUCUAAGCAAUUGCAACAGACUAACAUAUCUUUCAGUAGAAUCUUGUCAUAAUCUGGUUGAGAUUCAAGGCGAACUACCCCAAUCUUUGGAAACAUUGUGGAUUCAAUGUUGUGAAUCUUUACAGAAGUUGCCUGAUCUAUCAAGCUUGAAGGGACUGCGAGAGGUUACAAUAAGAUGUUGUGGGAAAUUAGCGGAGGAAAUUUUUCAGCCUUGCUCGGAGGAGUCAAUCAAAUUUGUGGGAGAAGACGAUGAAGAUGAAGAAGACAAAUUACCGGUUUGGCCAACAAUACUAAGAUAUGAAAGAGGACGAUGGGCAAGACAAUGAAUAAGUGCACAUUGCACUUGGAAGCUUUUUAAUGCACGACCACAAAUUGUUCCCUUGUGUUCAAACCUUAAACAAAUUGAGGAAAGGUGUGCUUCUUAGUGGGAUUUGCAAAUGUUAUGGAGAAGUCAUAAAUGAGGGAGCCACCGCAAUUCUGAGAUUACCAGUGUGGCAGCACUGGCUAAAGCAGUAGCACCAGAAUAUUUUAUCUCAGCAAUGAUGCCUUCAAUAAUAGCAAUCUUUGACGGGCACACUGACAAAAAUCAUUCUUUGCAGCAAACAUCGCCUACAGGAUGCAGCAUUCGCUAUACCAGUAGAGAAGGAGUGCCCUUUUGCUGAGACUUGAGAAUUGCACUCACUUACAAAAGAUUGGUAAGAAAAAGAGAGCACCUUCCCUUGGGGCUGCCUUCAGUUAUAGAACUGUGCAUUCGGAAGCAAUAUUGGCAUUGUUUCUGUCAUGAGAUCCACUCAAUUCCAGGAAAACACUGCCACUGCCACCAAAGUCGGUUAUGCGUCAUAUGCUACUCGCCACCUCAGAACUUUCAUCAAGUAGUGGUGGCUCUUCCAUGUACGCAGAACCUUUCAUCGAACCUAGUAAUCAUAAAAGAAGAGCUUUACACAAGCCAAGCGUCAAUUUGAGAAAUUCUUCCAUAUUCUUCGCAUGUACAAACUCCAAAAGAAUUCCAAUCCGCCAUACUACUUUCAGUUGAGAAAGCAACUUGGGAUCCAUUUCUGGAGCCAAUGCCAGAGCCACGUGCAGCUCGACAUCAUUCACAUUUGCACAGGACAGAUCACCAAGUGAAAAUCUGAAGCAGUGGCUGACUGUCUUUGGUUGUAGAAUCUCAGAAAUUUUAGUCAAGUUGAACUCUAUGAGCAUCAGGAGGAGCUUCUGCACACACAUUGGUAUUGGGGUCCUCAUCCUCAUUCAAGGAAAACGAACAUUGCAUCAAACGGAAUCUUGAGGGACAGAAAUCUGGCAUCACCAUCCUUGUUGCCCUUAUACAGAACAUCCAGACUCAGCAGAAUCCCACAGAUGAAUACAUCAGAGCUUUCAGGAAUCCAGUAUGACUCCUCUGUGAUGGACUCAACGCUUGCAUUUUGAGCCGGCAAUGCAGGUUCUAGGAACGGAUCGACGUUGUGCUCUGGUUUCCUUGUUCAAUCCUGAACUUCUCUUGGAUUGUGUUUGUAAUUAGUGUGCUGAAUUAUGCUUCGUGUGAGUGUGAACCAUCUAAGUUUUGCCUGUCCAGUGUUUGGUGAUCAUGUGCAAUUUGGCGUUUGAUGAAAUGAGCUAUGUGCUUGAGAUUGCAUGUGCUGGAUUGUCAGCUUCGAAGCACUUGAAGCUGAAGCGCAAGGUCUAUUGCAAUGGCUUCCUCUCUCUCCGCACCUCCACUGGCAAGAUUAGUACAUGCUGUGAUUGAUGGUUGGAUAAUGCCGUAUGAUGGCAGCGAGCAGCUGUUGGAAUGCAGGAUUUUGAAGAAUGAUGAAGUUAUUUGUUCCGAGUUUUGGUUGAGUUUCUGGAUAUGAGGUUCACUAUAAUCCCCUCUAUGAAUUGCGAGAUGCUCCUAAUUCCUCAGAAACCGAAAAAGAAACACUGGUUAUUUUAGAAGAAACUGGUCCCUUAUGAUGUUGCAACCUGCCAAAAAUGGGAACCAAAUUGAUACCGUCCCUAUAACCUUCAUAUAUAGAUUUUACAUCCCAAAUGGCACAGCUUGCUUUACAAUGCCUCCAAAUGACUCCUAACGAGCAGCCUUCGAGGACUAAAGUCGUGGAAGAACUGGAAUCAGUAGACACUGGCAUCGCUAAUAGAAUAGAACGGGAUAGUUAAAUUCACUUAUUAUGUCAUUCUUACUUCAUGUGAUGUAAGUCAAAGUCUGUUGUUCCACACUUUUCCAUUUGUCCCAGGAAUAAUCCUGGGCUUUGAAUGUUCAUUUCUAUUGUACUCAGCAGUUACUAGGAGUUGUCUUCUCUUGUAAGUUCUUUGGAAUAUCCAUGACAUGUAUAUUAAUCCAUGCACCACUUUGUGAAUUGACUUAUGUUUAUGA